CUGAGUGUCUCUGCGUCAUCCAGCAGCACUGAGGACUGUCUCCUGAGGACUGUCUCCUGAGGACUGUCUCCUGAGGGCUGUCUCCUGAGGAGUAUCUCAUCCUUCGAUGGACUUUCAGACCAAAACCGGGACGGUUUUCCUGCAGCCACGUAAAAACAACAAAAAAUGGAAGCCGGUGUGGUUGUCUCUGUUCGCCACCAGUACCAGCGGAGUGGGUCGGCUGGAAAUCAAAGAUUCUGGAGGAGGAGGAGACCACAGCCCCGUGCUCCGGAGACACCACCAGACUCUUGGAGACAAGAAGGUGAAGGUGAUCCGCCUGUCAGAGCUGAUCAGUGUCCUCAGACUGCCCCCCAACGCUGAGGCCUGUCCAAUGGAGAACAUGUCCGCGUUCUGCGUGGAGACUCAGGACAGAACGCUGGUGUUUGCUGCUUCAAAGGAGGACUGUGUGGACUGGGUGGACAAACUGUGUCUCUGCAGCUUCCAGAGAGACAGUGGUCCAGCUGUGAACCAGUCUCACAUGGAGGAGAACCAGAUCUACGCCUCGGCAGAUGAAGCUUCUCAGUUCUGGGUGGUGGUCCAGAGAACUGACGCCGCGGCCCGAUGUGGCCUGCAGGGCUCGUACUGGCUGCAGGUGGGACCAGAAUCCCUGCUGCUGAGAGAAACAUCGAAGAAGACGGUUGUCAGUGAGUGGCCGUAUGAACUGCUGAGGCGAUAUGGAAGUGACAAGCUGGUUCUGACCAUCGAAGCGGGCCGGCGCUGCAGCUGUGGACCUGGAACCUUCUUGUUUGAGACCCAGCAGGCCGAUCUAAUAUUCUCUUUGAUGAAGAACAACAUCAAACGGAAGACUUUGCCUGUCGCUUUGGAAAGCCAAACCAAAGAGGGGGAGAAGGUUCCUGCAGUCAACAACCGGGCUCAUUCCCCCAUCCCCAAAGUACCGGACCGGACCAACAUGACUUCCAUACUGGAGACCAUCCCCAGACCUCAGGACAGGAGAUCCCUGGGGUUUGAUGAUGGUGGAAAGCCUCAGGAAGACUUGAUUGGUCCAUCAGAAGCUGCUCCUGCUCCCAUCACUCUCAUGCCCCUCCCACAGAUCCCCACUCAUCACAACAACCAAUCAGAAGCCAUAUACGCCAAGCCAAACGUCUGCGACCUGUCUGAUUUAAAACCCAGACCGACCACAGCGCUAUAUGUGGACCCUGUUGAUGUUCUUCCUCUGAAACCGCCACGGUCCAGAGAAGCUGAUGCUGCUGGUACCGCCUCAUCAGAAGCCAGCCUGAACUCAGACGUUCCAGAUUCAGUUUAUUCAGAGGUCUAUGAUAAAAUCAUUAAAGACCAGAACCAACAAGAACCCCCACUGAGGGCAGGGAAACCAGCAGCGGAGCCCAUCUACACCGAACCCAUCAAAACAGAGAAAGGGUCUGAAACCAGAGAAACCCCCAAACACGACCUGUUCGCCCACCUCUACGCUCAGGUCUGCAAAGCAUCAAGUAAAGCCUCAACAAGCAUCAGCACCGCCUCCUCCAUGUCUGCUUCACCCUCCGUCACCGUUUCCCCGAACAAACCCACCGAGGGACCUGUGGACGACGUCAUCUACGAGAACCUGGGCAUCAUCUGAAGAAAACGUUCUGAAGAACAGCUCAGCCGCUGACGCCACGUUCAGAGCUUUUAAUCUUUAAAAGAACAGACGAGUCAACGUUGAAGCAGUAUUUAUCCUUGAUGUUUAUUAAAGUUACAGCUUCUGAUCAUAAACAGAUCAACAAAUAAGUUUAAUCCCUGAAAAGUCUUUGUUCAACUAAAUCACAUAAACAUUGUCCAGAGGAAGCCAGUUCUACUUUCAGCUGUUUGCACAUUAUGCUCUGGGGUUAUUUUUGUGCAUGAACUAAAAUAGUUUAAAAUUAACUUUCCAGAAAACAAAUAUUUGACAACUGUGACGCGUGAUGAUAACUUCUGCUGCAGAAACCUGUUGUAUUUUUACAAUCCAGUGCUUUCAACAUUUGAUGCUGAACUUUUACAGCCAAAAGAGAUGCUUUAAUUAGAGACGCGAUGGUUGUAGAUCUGAGGCUUCAAGAGAGGACUUCUUUAAUUUUCCUAUACUGUGAUGUAAACUGUGUUAUGUACA
This is a messenger RNA of Nematolebias whitei (Rio pearlfish), 2119 nucleotides long. Its product is annotated as docking protein 3. The record is from RefSeq and is a predicted model, not a curated record. Gene Ontology annotation, biological process: positive regulation of MAPK cascade; cell surface receptor protein tyrosine kinase signaling pathway. The transcript has 7 exons. Lineage: Eukaryota; Metazoa; Chordata; Actinopteri; Cyprinodontiformes; Rivulidae. The coding region runs from base 107 to 1615 and encodes 502 amino acids. Gene Ontology annotation, cellular component: cytoplasm.